GGGUCCGUUAGUGAAACGACUGGUGCUUUAUCAACCUUGAUACUAACAAAUAUGGCUUAUGUUGCUACUACUCUUGUGUUAGGUUUCAGCGCACAGCCUGAAAUGAAUCUAUACGAUGCACUCAUUGUCAUGUACUUGCUAACAUUCUCAUGGUUGGCCAUAACCUUUUCACUUCCCCAGUAUAAUCGGUUCAAGCGGGGGAGUGCCGCAGUUAAAAUUCUUUCCGUUAUUCAAAGCUAUAUGGUCUUUGCCUGCGGGUUUUCCAUUCUUGCUACCAUUGACAACUUUGGUAUGCAGCCUCAAUGCAACCGCGUCCUAGUGGUAGCAAUUUUUGGCCGGUUCUCUCUAUUUGACAAAGGGAGAACAGUUUUCUUGGUUGCAUUGAGCGUGGCCACAAUACUCUACACAGGAUUCACCAUCAAUGACUAUUGCGCGUUAAUUUUUGGCCGAUGUCAAUGUAGCCGUCGGCACGGUCGUACACAGCGCAACAGCUCAAAUGGGCUGGCACCCAGUUUCUUUGAUCGUUUUCACAUCCCCCAAAACAAUGCCAAACCAAAUAUCCCUGCUUUUCCCGUCAUCCAUCACGCAAAUGUGGAUGGGCGCGUUGUCCUCACUGUUAUAGUAAUCUUCAUUAUAUCCGCGCUGUGUAUCCUUAAUACGGAGCUGUUGAGGCACUAUAAUCAUAUUGGGCCGGAGGAUGAGUCCUGGGCUUUUGGUCAGAUUUUACCAAUGUUUUUAACGCUUUUGCCACUAGUCAAUACUGUGAGGGCGUUUAAGGAGUAUGGUUUUGGAACCAAGCACAAUCACAAGGAACGAAUAGUUGGUCCUAGCACCCCCCAUGUUCUUCGCACCACUUCAGGUAGAUCCUCAGACCUGCAUACCCAACCGGAUGAUGAGAUGGUGGAUUCAGGCGGUGAUGAUGAGGUGAACUAGAGAGAAAUUCAUCAUUCUGCCUACUACGAUACCCGUUUUACUGAAGAUAUUAAUACUUUUGGUCGAUAAUAAAUACUAUCACGCUGACCCGUGUAUGACCAUUGACUUAAUUACAACAUAAUUAACUUUUAGAUGAAU
Messenger RNA from Serpula lacrymans var. lacrymans S7.9, 1071 nucleotides. RefSeq lists its product as uncharacterized. NCBI's taxonomy places the organism in Eukaryota, Fungi, Basidiomycota, Agaricomycetes, Boletales, Serpulaceae. The transcript is spliced from 3 exons. The coding region runs from base 52 to 933 and encodes 293 amino acids. The record is from RefSeq and is a predicted model, not a curated record.